AUGGCGUCUGCAGGGGCGAUAUGGGGUCCAGCAACCCUUCGCCUUCUGCGCAUCGCCGCAUCCAAAACAACAAGGGUGAUCCGCACCAAGCUGUCCGAGGCAACGAGGCCUCUUCAAUACCACGUGCAGCACGCCCCUGCAAGAAGCGGCUUCGCCAGUCGACAACCAAUUCACCCUGCGGCACAGUGGAAGCAGUAUAAGCGUGGCGCAAAAUGGCUUUCCAGCAACACCGCAAAGAAUAUCAACAAUGCGCUGCGGAGGUUCAUGAGCUCGGAGCCAGCCUCGGCCGCCCGUUUCGGCCGAGGUAGGCUCCCGACCUCGAACACGUCUCGGCGAGUUGCCCAGUUCUCUGGAAGAGCUCCGUUUGCGACGACUCUGCGUCCGAACCUGACAGGGGGUGCCAUGCCCCGAACUGCCGGAGGCUACAGCCUGGGCGGUGGUGGUGCGCGCUAUUUCUCGCACGCGCCCGCUGCUCAGGCUCAGGUUGUGCACAACGUCUCCCAGGCCGUGAGAGCCUUCUUCUUCUCCGGCCAGAAGAUAAGGUAUGACGGCGUCGGGCCGCGCGGCGACCGAAAGUACCGAGCCGUGUCGAAAAUUGAGGACGAAGCUAUCCGGAAGCUGGCCGACAUUCCCCGCUCGCAGCCGGGUUCCUUCAUCGACUUUCGUCUCAGCCCAACCAUGACAGCUCUCAGCCCUCUCGCGGCCGCCAUUACGUACCCUUCCGAGACGGCCCACCGUGCCGUCGGCACUGCUGCCCCGGCUAGCCUGAACACGCCGGGAUUUCUCGACGUCUUGUCUGCCGAUUUCGGCCGGGCCUUGCAUGAUCUCACAUCAGUCUAUGCCGAUCUCCGGCGGCUUGCCGUUCUUGGUGACCUGCCGAUCGUGCAGGAGAAGAACGACACGCUUCGAGUUCGAUUCCCCGGGGUUGACGCCGCUACGGUUGAGCAGCUUUGCAACGAUUUUGGCAUCGAGCGAGGUAUCGUCGGGCAGGAUCCGGACUUUGACUUGGCCGUCGGUGUGCCCGUGGCACUCAAGUUCCCCUUUGCUCCGGACAGCAGCAAGGCUCUGACGUCUCCCGGGGGCUCGGAGCGAUCAUUGGAAAGCCUCGAUUUUGAUAGCAUGUCGUCGUCCGAAGCCGAUCUCUUUGUGAGGGAGUCGCUUGUUCAACAGAUGGAAGAGAACCCGUGGCUUUCGGACCCUGAGGGCUAUGAGACCAUGUCGUCUGCCCUUCGGCCAGCCGAGCCUGGCUCGGAAGAGUUUGAGGGUCUGGAAGGAAUCUAUCGUUUCUUGGAGGAAUGCGAUCGUGGCCGUGGCAGAUUGGGAUAA
This is a messenger RNA of Drechmeria coniospora, 1326 nucleotides long. RefSeq lists its product as uncharacterized. The record is from RefSeq and is a predicted model, not a curated record. Gene Ontology annotation, biological process: proteasome assembly. Bases 1 to 1326 code for a protein of 441 amino acids. Gene Ontology annotation, molecular function: proteasome binding. Lineage: Eukaryota; Fungi; Ascomycota; Sordariomycetes; Hypocreales; Ophiocordycipitaceae. The transcript has a single exon.